Messenger RNA from Dermacentor silvarum, 379 nucleotides. Its product is annotated as adenylosuccinate synthetase-like. Gene Ontology annotation, biological process: 'de novo' AMP biosynthetic process; IMP metabolic process. Gene Ontology annotation, molecular function: adenylosuccinate synthase activity; GTP binding. The transcript is spliced from 2 exons. Gene Ontology annotation, cellular component: cytoplasm. Lineage: Eukaryota; Metazoa; Arthropoda; Arachnida; Ixodida; Ixodidae. The record is from RefSeq and is a predicted model, not a curated record. The coding region runs from base 65 to 379 and encodes 104 amino acids.
AACAUCUUACGCCGUGGCUAGGCCCCACAUUCGCCAGCGCGUAGCGCACCGCAAGGGUAGGCCCAUGUCGGGUUACAUAAAUUUCGGUUGCCCGAACGGCGUCAACGGCGGCACCGACUUGCCGGACUCCUUCCACCGAGCACCGCCCGAACCCAAGAGUCAUGCCAACGUCGUGCUCGGGGCGCAGUGGGGCGACGAAGGCAAGGGCAAGAUCGUCGAUUUCCUGGCCAGCGAGGCGCACAUUGUGUGCCGGUGUCAGGGUGGUAACAAUGCGGGGCACACAGUUGUCGUGGAGGACGUCUGCUACGAAUUCCACCUCCUUCCCAGCGGGCUGACCAACACAAAAUGCACAGGCAUCAUCGGUGAGUCGCUCACGUAG